Messenger RNA from Jaminaea rosea, 4299 nucleotides. RefSeq names its product P-loop containing nucleoside triphosphate hydrolase protein. Gene Ontology annotation, cellular component: membrane. Gene Ontology annotation, molecular function: ABC-type transporter activity; ATP binding; ATP hydrolysis activity. Gene Ontology annotation, biological process: transmembrane transport. The transcript has a single exon. The record is from RefSeq and is a predicted model, not a curated record. NCBI's taxonomy places the organism in Eukaryota, Fungi, Basidiomycota, Exobasidiomycetes, Microstromatales. The coding region runs from base 1 to 4299 and encodes 1432 amino acids.
AUGGCGUCCCCUCGCAAGGAUGUCGACGAGGCUGAGGUCAUCAGUCCUUGUCGCUCUCGCGGCGACAUCGUCGACGUGACGCAGCUACGACCACAUCGCUCGCGCCUCCCGACAUUCUUCUACCUCCUCUCAUUUGCACCACCAUGUCCUGCAAUCUGGCGGGACCCACGCGGCUUCGUCACGCACCCUCUAGUCCUCUACUUUAUUGGCUUCGUCACUGCUCUGGCGGCGGGCGUAAGCAUGCCAUCCCUCGACCUCUUGUACGGCUACUGGACCAACGGCAUCACGCCCGGCACUUCCACGUCCAGCGGAAUUCUCGCUCGUAGUUCGCAGGUCGCAUGGAUCAUGACAGUUAUCGGUGUCGUCAGCCUGGGGCUCAAUUGGCUCUUUCUCACCUGCUUUGCUUCAGCCUCGCACAAUUUGACCGUCAGGCUGCGCCACACAUACGUCGCAUCCAUCAUUGUACAGGACCAGGCCUUCUUCGACGUCGUCGGACCUGGAGAGAUCGCCUCGCGCGCGAGCAAAGACGUCUCCACUGUACGCACCGCUCUGGGCGAGAAGAUGGCCUUCAUCAUCUGGGCGCUCGCCACGCUGGUUACGGGCCUCAUCUCUGCAUUCAUCAAUGCUCCACGCCUUGCCGGCGUCUUGUUCGCCCUCAUCCCAUUCACUGUCCUCGUCUUUGCCGUUCUUGGCUGGGCGACGGACCUUGUCAGCACGCCGGCCCUUGCCGUAGAGGGGAAAGCUGCCUCUCUCGUCGAGCAGACACUCUCCUCGGUCCGCAUCGUCCAGGCAUUCGGCAUGGCUCAGCACCUCAUCCGCCGUCUGAAUGAAGGGAUGCUGGAGCGCCUGGAGCGCCUCGGGCUGGGACGCUCCUUGAUUCGUGGAAUCGAGCAGUCUACUAUCUACACGAUCCUCAACCUCUCCUACUCGACCUCCUUCUGGUUCGGUAGUAUCCAGAUCGCCAGAGGAACCACGUCCGUUGGAGCAGUCCUCACCACCUUUUUCAACAUCCUCAAUGCCCUCUUCGCCCUAGCCAAUGCCGUGCCACACCUCGCCAUCCUCUUUGAAGGAUACGUGGCGCUAGGCUCGCUGCGUAAGCAAAUUGAGCGCGUACCAGUCAUCGACGUGCGCGACCAAUCCGGCCGCAAGGAGGCUGCCAAGCUAGACGCUCCCGCAUUCGAGCUGCACGACAUCACCUUCGCCUACCCCUCCCGCCCCUUUAGCAAGAGCCUGAACCAUGUCAGCGCAACCGUACAGCGAGGCCAGGUGACGGCCUUUGUCGGCCCUUCAGGAAGUGGCAAGACGACGAUUGCCAGCCUGCUGAUGCGCGAGUACGAUCCAGAGACGUGCAAUUGGCGCAACCCUGUCGACCCUCUGCCGGAGGUCGAGCAGCGCGAGGCCGACGAGGAGAAGAAGGCCGCGAAGAGGAAGAGGGGACGCCUGCCGCUCAUCAAGAGGGAAAAGAGCACAGAGUCAGGAGCGUCAUCAACAGGCGCAGAGAAGGGCGCAGGAAGCGCCGACCUCGAAGCCAAACGCUCACGCGUCGUAGGCUCAGGUCUAGUCACCUACCAAGGAGCAGACCUUCGCUCCUAUAACCUCCGCUGGCUCCGCUCUCAGGUAGCCGUGGUCUCGCAGCACCCGCAACUUUUCACCGCCAGCAUUUUUGAGAACGUCGCUGCCGGCCUACGCGAGGGCAUCUCACCAGACGAAGCACGUCCGCGCUGCAUCGAGGCGCUCAAGAAGGCCGAUGCGUGGCAUUUCGUCGAAAAGCUGCCGCAGGGGAUUGAUACGGUCGUUUCUGGUGGAAGGGUGGGAUUGCUUUCCGGCGGGCAGAGGCAAAGAGUCGCAAUCGCUCGUGCCCUUGUCAGGGAGCCGGAGGUCUUGAUUCUGGAUGAGGGGACAUCUGCGCUCGACUCGGCGACUGAGGAUAGGAUCAAGGUGAUGCUACAAGAGGAGCAGAAGAAGCGCGGCAUGACGCUUGUGCUCAUUGCGCAUCGCUUGUCAACCAUCAGGGAGGCGGACAAGAUUGUUGUCAUGGCGAAAGGGGAAGUUCGCGACCAGGGCACGUACGACGAGUUGAUGCGCGAGGAAAGAGACGAUCAGACCUUCCGCGAGAUGGCGCUUGCCCAGCAAGCUGCGGUGACUGAGGUGGACGACCCGUCCCCAAAGAGGCGCACGUCGGUCUCCACGCUAGCGACGUCGACUGCCAUCGAUGGGCGGGGAGAGGGGCGUCACGGCAGGGGUACGCUAGACGCACGAAAGCCGUCACUCACGUCGACAGCGUCUUCGUCAAAUCCGCUCAAGCGUCUCCCGUCUUCCUUCUCCGGACGAGGGGCAAGCCACCCAGAGCACACCGCCAAAGCUGUCGCAGCCGACGCACAAGCUAUUGCUGGCCCUUCCACCGCACAGGAUGCGGCCGGUAUCACUCGCGUCCUCUCAGCAAAGGAGCAAGAUGGUGCAGCAGCACAAGAGGAGGAGGCCCUCGGAGGCGACAAGAAAGAACCUGCCCCUCGACCACGAAUGCGGGCCCUCUUCCGAAUUUUGGCGCACCGCAAGUGGUUCUUCCUGGUCGGUAUCCUCGGCGCCAUCAUAGGCGGCGGCUCCUUUCCCGUCGCUGGCUACUUGACGGGCCGAGCGGUCGACAGCCUUAGCAUCGAAGGAAACAACAGAGAGCUGCGCAGACAGAGUGACGCCUGGGCGCUCUACUUCUUCAUCCUUGCCCUCGCCGAUCUAGUCAUCUUCCUGGUGAACGCCUUCUUCCUGGAGCUGGCCAGCGAGAGCGUGGUACGCAAGCUCAAAGUGGAUGGGCUGCGCGCUUUAUUGCGCCAGGAGAUCGGCUUCUUCGACCAGGAGGAGUCAGCCAGCGGCGCUCUCACGUCCGCCGUCUCCUCUCACCCCUCCAAUGUUGGAGCAGCCACCGGUCUCAUUCUUUCUCAGGUCAUCCUAAGCUUGACGAAUCUGCUCGGCUCCCUCAUACUUGGACUGGUGCUGAGCUGGAAGGCGACGCUGGUCUGCCUCGCUCCCGUCUUCGUACUCUUCGUCGCCGGCUUUGCAGAGGUGGCAGCGCUCGAGCGGUACGAGACUAUGGCGUCCAAGCCCUCUGGCAAGGCUGCGGCGUACAUCAGCGAGGUGAUGGAUGGAGUUCGUACGGUAUCAGCACUUGGCCGGGAGUCGGAGGUGAUGCGCACGUUUGACUCCGAGUCACGGUCGGACCCACAUCGUUACAAAUUUCUCGCUCUGGGAGCACUGGGCUUUGCGACGGGGCAGGCGAUGGUGCUCUUCUUGAGUGCGCUCGUCUUCUACUGGGGCGGCAAGCUGCUGAGCGAAGAUGAGCUGGGCAUCUCGCAGCUCUACGCUGUGUUCGAGGCGGUCAUUAUUGGAGCCUUCAGUGCUGGUAGGCUCUUCACGUACAUCGGCGAUUAUUCGAGAGCGUACUCAUCCUUUGGACAAAUUCAGGCUUGGCUCGUACGUAAGCCCAAGGUGGCUAUGAUCGAGCCAACCACAGUCACGAGCACCACGACAGAGAAGCAGUCGGAAUCCGAUGUGGCCACUUCCGCCACACGCGGGGACAUCGUCUUCUCUCGCGUAGAGAUGCGCUACCCACAACGUCCGCAGCACGCAGCGCUCCGCUCUCUGGACCUCACUAUCCAAAGCGGGACCAACGUAGCAUUCUGCGGUACAUCAGGCAGCGGCAAGUCCUCGAUCCUCUCGCUCAUCGAGCGCUUCUACGAUCCCACGCGCGGAACGAUUACCUUCGGUGGGGUGGACUCGCGCUCCAUGUCCAUCGAGAGCCUCCGAGCGGGCAUCGCAUACGUCUCGCAGGACCCGGUCUUGUUCGAGGGCCCGCUGAGGUGGAAUAUUGCGCUGGGAGCGCAAGACCCGACGAGCGUGAGCGAUGAAGCCAUUGAGAGCGCCUUGGAGCAGGCGUGCAUACUGGACUUUGUCCGCACUCUCCCGCAGGGCCUGGAGACGGAUAUUGGCAUGAAGGGGGCGCAAUUGAGUGGCGGUCAGAAGCAGAGGCUGUGCAUCGCCCGUGCUAUCCUGCGCGAUGCACCGCUGCUGUUGCUCGACGAGGCUACCAGUGCGCUCGAUGCCACGAGCGAGAAGAGCGUCCAACGGGCAUUGGACAGGGCGAGCGUGGGGAGAACAACGGUGACUAUUGCGCAUCGCCUCAGUACGAUUCGGAAUGCGGACGUGAUUCAUGUGGUCGAGGAGGGGGACAUCGUCGAAAGUGGGGGGCAUGAGGAGCUGCUUAAGCGCGGGGGAAGGUAUCGAGAUUUGGUUGCUGCUCAGCUCUGA